Messenger RNA from Poecilia latipinna (sailfin molly), 4289 nucleotides. RefSeq names its product structural maintenance of chromosomes 1B (gene smc1b). Gene Ontology annotation, molecular function: ATP hydrolysis activity; ATP binding; protein binding. Bases 158 to 3892 code for a protein of 1244 amino acids. Gene Ontology annotation, cellular component: nucleus; chromosome; meiotic cohesin complex. The record is from RefSeq and is a predicted model, not a curated record. The transcript has 25 exons. Lineage: Eukaryota; Metazoa; Chordata; Actinopteri; Cyprinodontiformes; Poeciliidae. Gene Ontology annotation, biological process: sister chromatid cohesion.
GAAGCUUUCCAUAACUUUAGAAGCCUAACAGCUUUUGUAAUUACAGUGUUUUUUGUUUUUUUUGAAAGGUAUGCUUGUUUUCCCGCCUCUGACACUCCGUCUUGUUCAGAAGGUUGUUGCGCAGAUAAUUUAGCUGCUGGAUCCACCGUGGACCAACAUGGGUUAUCUCAAACAAAUUGAUAUUGAAAACUUCAAGUCGUGGCGUGGGAAGCAAGUCAUUGGACCUUUUAUGCGAUUUAAUUGUAUUAUAGGCACAAAUGGCUCCGGUAAGUCCAAUGUGAUGGACGCCCUGAGCUUCGCCAUAGGUGAGAGGGUCGCCUCUCUCCGGGUGAAGCACCUGCGGGACCUGAUCCACGGAGCCCACAUCGGUAAACCUGUGUCCGACACCGCGCGUGUGGCGCUGCGCUUCUUGAAUGACGACGAGAUAGAGACGAUUUUUUCUCGUACAAUAACAGGGGACUCUUCUGCAUAUCAUAUUAAUGCAUCUCAUGUUUCGCAUGCUAAAUACAUCGAGGAGCUUGAAAAGAUUGGCAUCGUGACCAAAGCUCAGAACUGUGUGGUGUUCCAGGGGGCGGUGGAGGCCAUAGCUUUGAAGGACCCAAAGGAGAGGACUAAGAUGUUGGAGUGCAUCUGUCAGUCCAAGCAGUACGCUGCAGAAUACAAGACGAAGAAAGAAGCUCUGAUGAAGGCCAAGGAGGACACACAGUUUCACUUCAACAAGAAAAAAUCGGCCACUGUGGAACGGAAACAGGUGUCCCUGGAAAAAGUCGAGGCCCAGAAAUACCAGGAGUUGGUGGAUGACCUGAACCAGAAGCGUCUGCAGCUGAGUCUUUUUGAGCUUUAUCACAACGAGAAGGGCAUCGACGCCAUCAGUGACACGCUGAGGGGGAGGAAGGAGAUUGCAGCGGAAAUGAACCGGGAGUUAGGUGCUGCGGAGCAGAGCGUCAAAGCCCACAAAAAAGAACAUGGACGCCUCACUAGAGAGGUGCAGCACAUGGACAAGGAGAUCCGCGGUCAGGAGCAAGUCCUGACUCAGUCCAGGUCGCAGUACAUCAAAGCCAAGGUGAACACGUCCCAUCAUGUGAAGAAGGCCGAAGAGAUCGGCGAUGCCGUGAAGAAGAAGAGACGGGCGAUGGCUGCCAAGCAGCAGCAGCUGGAGGAGGAUCAGCAGGAAGUGGUCGAGCUCCAGAGGGCCUGGAGGAGAUACGAGAAGCAGACCCAGGAAGGAGUGGCGAGGGGCAAAGACAUCAGUCUGGAUGUAGAUCAGCUGCAUCAGUACAAGGAGCUGAAGGAGCUGGCCCAGAAGCAGAGCGCUGUCCUCUGCCAGCAGGCCGACAAGCUGCACUGGGAAGUGAAAGCAGACAGUGAAAAGGUGGUUUUUGACCAGCGCAGAAAGAAGGAGAUAGAGGUUGCCAUCAGAAACAACCAAACUCACCUGGAAGAAUUCAUGAGUAGAGAAGAGAAACUAGAGGAGUACACCCAGAAAUGCAAGAAGUCGCUUGAAGAUCUUGAUGAGCGGCAGCAGAGCCUGACUGCAGAGCUUCAGCAUGUGACCCAGCGUGGUGAGGAGCUGAAGCAGGAGCUGGACCAGGUGAUGGAGGAGCUGAGGAGCGCUCGGCUGGACAGCCACGAGACCAGGAGGCAGCAGCAGCGCCGGGAGCUGCUGGAGAAACUCCGCAGACUCUACCCUCAGACGGUCUUUGGGCGCCUGUCCGACCUGUGCAGCCCGGUCCACAAGAAGUACCAGCUGGCCGUGACCAAGGUGUUCGGCAGAUACAUGAACUCUAUCGUGGUGUCGUCUGAGAAAGUCGCCCGUGAAUGCAUCGCCUUCCUCAAGGAGCAGCGGGCCGAGCCCGAGACCUUCCUGCCCAUUGACUACCUGCUUGUGAAUCCUCUGAACGAGCGCCUGAGGGAGAUUCCAGGUGUCAAGAUGGUGGUGGACGUGGUGCAGGUGAACACCGGCAGCGCUCAGCUGGGGAAAGUGGUGCAGUAUGUCUGCGGCAACGCCUUGGUGUGCGAGACCAUGAGAGAGGCCCGCAGCGUGGCCUUCGACAGACCCGACCGAGUCAGAACGGUCACCCUGGAUGGGACGCUAUUCAAAACGUCCGGUGUUAUCUCCGGAGGCUCCAGUGACCUGCGGACCAAAGCUCGCUGCUGGGAGGAGAAGGAUGUGCGGCGUCUGAAGGAACACAGGGACCAGCUGAUGAAUGAGAUGCGCGACUUGUCGAGACUGAAAAGGAAGGAGGCUAAUUUAAAUCAGAUCUUGGCUGAGUCUCAGGGAGCCCAGACCCGUAUGAAAUACACCCGGACGGAUCUGGAAAUCCUCCGGAACAAAACCAUCCCCAAAUGCCAAGCGGAGAUCUCCCGUCUAGAGAGCGAACUAUCAAACCUUGAGUGUCAGAUCGAGAUGCAGCAGGAGGAUCUCGAAGCGAAAGAUGCAGAGAUGAAGAGGAUCAGAGAACAGAUCGAUCAGAUCGAUGACACAGUGUUUGCAGACUUCUGUGCUAAGAUCGGCGUGGAAACCAUUAGAGAGUUUGAGCAGGAACACUUAAAACAGAAGGCGGAGCUCGACAAGAAACGGCUGGAGUUCGAAAGUCAGCAGGCCCGCUUGAACGCUCAGCUGGAAUAUGAAGCAGAGCAGCUGGCUCAGGAGAGGAAGAAACUCAGCAAAAUGGAAGACACCAUCAGGAAGGAGGAGCAAGCCACGGUGGAAAGCAGAGAGGUUGAGAACAAUCUCCUUGAGACGGUAGAGGAGGUUCAGAACAAGCUUCUGGAGAUGAAGAACGAGCUGCUCCUUAAAAAAAGCCAGGUGGCCUCAGUCAAAGCUGAGCUCAACCAGAAAACUCAAAAGCUUCAGGAGACAAACAAAGAGCUGACGAAGCUUCAGCGCGAGGUCAUGUCCGCGGAGACGGCUUUGGAGCAGAAGCGCAUGGCUCGACACAACAUGCUGCUCGCCUGCAAAAUCCAGGACCUGCAGAUCACCAUGCUGUCAGGCAGCCUCAACGAGAUCAGCGAGGUGCAGCUCAUGACGGAUUCAGAAAGUACCACAGCCACGAUGGACAUUUAUGAACGAGAAGCUCAGUUCGUUAUUGAUUAUUCUGAGCUGGAAGAGGAGCUCACGCGUCUGCGUGAUGAGGAGCAGCUGGAGGCUCACAUGGAGAAGCUGAAGGAGUCGGUCUCCUCUCUGGAGGAAGUGCUGCAACGCACCACUCCGCCUAACCUGAAAGCUCUGGAGAAAAUGAGGAAUGUGAAAGACAAGCUGCAGGGGGUGACUGAAGCCUUUGACGCCAGCACCAGAGCAGCCAGGAGGUGCAACCAGGAGUUUGAGCAGGUCAAAGCUCAGCGGUUCCAGCUCUUCAGUCAGUGCUUUGAGCACGUGAUGCUCGUCAUCGAUCACAUCUACAAACGGAUAUGCAGAAACAGGAGUGCCCAGGCCAUUCUGAGUGCUGAAAACCCAGAGGAGCCAUAUUUAGGUGGCAUCAACUACAACUGUGUGGCUCCAGGGAAGCGCUUCAUGUCCAUGGACAAUCUGUCUGGUGGAGAAAAGGCCAUCGCCGCUCUCGCUCUGCUGUUUGCAAUACACAGCUUCCGUCCAGCUCCUUUCUUCAUCUUGGAUGAGGUGGACGCAGCUCUGGACAACACCAACAUCAGCAAGGUGACGAGCUUCAUCAGAGAGGAGUCCAGAGAGAACAUGCAGAUCAUCGUCAUCUCCCUGAAGGAGGAGUUCUUCUCCAAAGCCGACGCCCUGCUGGGAGUCUACUCUGACUUGGAUGGAUGCAUGUUCAGCCGCAUUCUGACCCUGGACCUGCGUCCCUACCCUCUGGCUGAAGAGGAGAGCAGCAACGAAACAGACAGAGGAUCCGAGGCCUGCUGCCCCGAAAUUCCUUCAUGAACGAAAUCAUUAGUUUGCAGUUCAACUCUGUUUAGAAAAACUGGUUCUUAUAGUUUCAGUUUGUUAUUGCGAAAUAGUAACAGCUGUUUUCUGCUGCUAUUUUUGUUUUUUUCUAAAACGUGUUAGUUUGCUGUUCCUUGAGUGGUAAACUUAAAUUUCCCGGGUGCUUACUGUUGGAUCGACCCGAUAUAAGAACUUCUUGUGGGUCCAGUUCUGUCAUUUAUAGUCAGUAACAUGACAGGAAGUUCAGGAAAGAGUUCAGGUUUAAAUACAGUUUUAAAAAACAAAGUUUUUGUAUUGAAAAAAAAAACUUUCCAUGUUUGUAAUGUUUUGCAUUUAGAGUUAUGCUAUAAACAUAACUCCUGUUCAUUAAAAAUACAUUGAACAAAAUAUCUUG